Messenger RNA from Porites lobata, 14515 nucleotides. NCBI's taxonomy places the organism in Eukaryota, Metazoa, Cnidaria, Anthozoa, Scleractinia, Poritidae. The record is from the annotation of a GenBank genome assembly.
UUCAUCGCGCUCAUAGUUUCUAGUCUAGAUACAGUGCAUACUUAAAACUAUAAAACAGAUAUUUUUUUCUAUUUGGAACCGUUUUUUUCUCCACAUAGCGGCGUAAGAAAGCGAAAAUUUCGACUUGUCGCGUCGUCAGCAAUGGCAGCAACGAAAACGGAAGCAGUCCCAUCCGCUUUGCGAAAUGCGGGCAAGUAAGUGCUUGAAAUUGCAAAUCAGUUGUUGCAACGUAGUGCCAUAAACCUCUUCAGUACAUUAGUUAACAAGUUUUCUUUUUAACUGUCUUGUCAGGGAAGGACGCGAUUCAUGGAAAGCAAAUUUGAAAGCUCCCGCGAAGGAUACACGCAUUCAAACAACUGUACGUAUUCAAGCUUUUAACAACCCCUCAUAUAAAAGUUGUCGUUUGUUUUUUGUAUUCCCAGAUUAAGGUGUUUUGUUGAACAUGCGUUGAUUUUAAUGAGAAAGGAUAUUGUUCAAUGUUAUGUUCGUUGGUUUUGUCGUAAGCGAAGUGAAAUAUUAGUACAUGUACACAGCCACUAGUCGAGGAGUUCAUAAUCCAAGCCACCAACAGAAAUUUAAUUAAGAAUUGGUUCUGUGAACCUGUUAAGGUGCCCCUGUAGUCGAUAGCGUGGUCAUUGUACUUUCCGUCUUAUUUUUUUUCUCUUUUUUAUUUUAAUUUAGGUUGCUAAUGUUUCAAUUUUAUUUUUCAACCUGAAAAUUUGACAUGUCACGAAAUACCCGGAUGUCUUCGCCCCCUUCGUGGCCUCGUUUUACCCUUGACGUUCAUGGAAUAAUUCGUGGGAGUAAUUCCCAUUUAUGAGAGAACCUGCACAGAGCAAAAGGAAAACACUGCAAAUGUGUGUCUUGCCCUUUGAAUAGACUGCAUCACAGAUUUAAUUUAACCUUGGUUCGUAACGUGUGCGAAACAGUACCAAGAUCCUUGGUCUGGGUCCCUUAUGGACUCAGCAAAUUACCGGAAGUGUGUUUCAAAUUUCUCUUCAACAUGAUUGGCAAAUCCGCUAUGGCUUUUUUUAACAGGCCAAUCAUGGCGCGAACUCAAAUCCUGGUUCACAGGUGGGGACCCAGAACAAGAUUUUGGCACUGUUUCGCAGACGGACUUAACCAGAGUUUAGUUUCGUUUUUGGUGCAGGCUACCCCUUGAAUUAUUGCAAACGGAAUAGUGCAAUAAUUAGACUCGCAAACAAAAAUCUUGGAUUAUAUAGUACUCACAUUAAGGAACCUACUCGAAAACCUUUCUGUUAGGCUGAUGUCAUAAAGACAAUGUGACAACAUUGACGGAGCUACAUACCUACAAAUGUAGAUGAUUUGGCCAAUGGUGAAAUGACAAAUUGAGCUGUUGCAUUCAUUCCUUUCCUCGCAUGUUUGUGUUCUCAUCAGGUUGCAUUGUCUUUGCCAAAUCUGCGUAGUGAUAACAAUGUACCCAAAUGUUUUCUUCCUCCAAUAAAAUUUCCUCUAUAACAGGAUGUUACAGCAACCAAAGGAAAUGAAUUUGAAGACUACCUUCUUAAAAGGGAGCUGCUCAUGGGGAUAUUUGAAAAAGGUUUUGAAAAGCCGUCACCCAUACAAGAAGAAAGCAUUCCCAUGGCUUUAGCUGGAAAGCACAUUUUAGCCAGAGCUAAAAAUGGAACUGGCAAAACAGCAGCUUAUCUGAUACCACUUUUGGAAAAGUGUGAUCCUGAUAAGUCAGAAAUUCAAGGUGGGUCGCAGAUAGUUUCUGGGUUUUGCCGCAAAGUUGUUUCCUGUUUUAGCGUGCAAAGAAAGUUGUGUUCAGUAGCCUGGAGCUAGUGGAUUUUGCUAUUGGGCUAGUGAAUCCUGUACUUUUUCAGGCAAAUGUAAGUGAUUCUUGGGCCAGUAAAUGCUAGCUGCAGCUUGCCCGAAUAGCAAUCUGUAAAACUGACUUUCUUUGCACUCUGCAUGUUUCUUUUUCAAUUGGUUUGGGUGCUAGCAUCACUGAGGGUUUCACAGCUUCUUCUGAGCUCUAUAAGUGGUUCAGUUCUCCAACCUUAUCACAUAAUAAAUUUGUCUGAAGCAGCCCAUAUCAUUCAUCUAUAAAAAAGACUCAGAAUUUCAUUAAUUUGGCUGCGAGAAAAUUCACAUUAAUUUAAUGGUUUGUAAGAGUUUGAAAAGCGCUAACUCAUUUCCUCAUGGAAGACACUUCCUUAUUAUUACUUGAGAUAAUUAACUACAACAUAAACAUUGAUUAAUGUCAUCAGUCUGCUGAGGUGCAGAUGCCUUUCUUGGCAAAACAUCCCUAGUGGUGAGGAGAGAUGGCUGUUUUUGCAGGCUAUUAUCCCCUCAGUCUUGUAUUUGACACCUUGCAAAACUAAAAAAUAUUUAUCUCUGUCAGCUCUCGUCCUGGUUCCCACACGUGAGCUUGCUCUUCAGACGUCACAGAUAUGCAAAGAACUUGGCAAACACCUUGGUGUGCAAGUUAUGGUUACCACAGGAGGGACAAGUCUCAAAGAUGACAUUAUGAGACUCUACAAUCCAGGUACCUACAGUAAAGUAGUCUGCUUCUAGAUUAGAAUAUACCCUUUGAUAGUUUUUUCAAGUUUUGAUUGGAUCUAGUAAGUGAAAAUCUGUCAACACAACUAGAAAGAAGGCCUUAAAAUCAGUUAAAUUGUUACGUUCUUGGGUGAUUUGUUUGAAAACUAAUGAAGACAUUGCUCUGCAAAGUCAGGAAAUAUAACAGACGUGGUUAUGGUGGGGGGCAAGUUUGUGCCCCCACCAUACAAACCUCUGUAAAAUUUUUGUAACUCUGUGGAGCAAUAUCCUUGCUCGCUUUAGACGUAUCACCUUUGAACUUGGCAAGUUUAUUGUAAGGCGCUCUACUGAUGUUGAUGGACUUUCACCUGCUGGCCUCUACUCUUUUAACAUGCUUUGAUGCUACUGACUUUGUAUUGCUAAGAGUGUAUACUUUUGAAGAUACGAUUUUAGCUUGCUUUUUGAAGGCAUGUCUUUAGCAAAUUCAUUCUACAACUUGUGCAUUAACACUGUUCCCAAAUGUAUGGCCUUCUUUGCAGUUCACAUUAUUAUUGCCACUCCUGGUCGCAUACUUGACUUAAUGAGAAAGGGAGUAGCAAAAAUGGACUGUUGCCAAAUGCUUGUUAUGGAUGAGGUAAGUGAUUCUUUGAGAGAAGUGUUACCAACUUUUGGGAGUUAAUGAUGGCUGGAUAUUGGGCAAAUUCUUUUUUUCCAUUCAGGGCUGUUAUUAAGAGGCAGGGGCUGGGGAUUUCCCCUGGCUACUAUGAAUGUGGUUCCUGGGUACUUUCAUAGGAAAAAUAGAAGAAAAACGGAACCAAAAGAAAUCCCUAGCUUCUUGAUUCCCUGCCUACUAGCUGUAUUUACCCGGUAACUUAAAAUCUUAGUGACAUCUCUGGCAUUUAUUGUAGACACAGACAAUGUCAAGGUCAUUGAAAAAGCAAAAAAAGUGAAGAAGGCCAUUAUCCAGUCAUCUUGACCAAACAAGCUUGGUCAGUAAAGGAUUUAUUGGGGAGCUUAAGAAACAACAAUAAAAAUGGUGGAGAAGGUGUGGCAAGAAAAUAAUCUGGAAGAAGAUUAAACCGAUGGGCUAAUAAAUUGAGAUUCCUCCCCCAGCAUUUUACAGGCUGUAUCUUAAGUACAUAACCCUACAGUUAAACCUCUCCACAAGGGCCACCUAGGGGAGAGAAGAAAGUGGCCAUUGUAGUGAGGUGGCUGUUGUAAAGAGUUUUAAACAAGAGUCAAUGUAAGGACCGCCCAUCAAAAAAGUGUCUGUUGCGGAGAGAUGGCUGUUAGUGGAGGUUCGACUGUACAUAAUUUCUUUUUAUUUUUAAGGCUGAUAAACUGUUGUCCAUGGACUUUAAAGGAAUGUUAGAGGAUAUAAUUGGUUUCCUUCCCAGCAGCCGACAGAUUCUCUUGUACUCUGCUACAUUUCCUCUCUCCGUCAAGGAAUUCAAGGUGAGCUGCAACAUUACAGUCAAGCCAGAUCAAGCUCACCGAUUCUGUUGAUGAAUUUAUUAUUUGAAAGUUGAAUGUGUUGGUAGUUGGAGAUUUCAGAUUCAUCUCUGCAUUCAUGCAUUCGUAAUGAGCAGUGAAUUCAAACGUGAAGAAGGUAUGAAGUUCUACCAUCUAAGUGUUCUUGAAUCCUGAUGGAAAUGUCUUCAAAGCUAUUUUGUCCAUUCAAAGAUUUUUUCAUUCUGAUGGAAUACAGUGAAGUUAUCAUAAAAAAAUACUGCUCAUUACGAAUGCAGGAAUGUAGAUUAGAAUUUGAUACUGGUUGCCGCAACGACUAAUGUUUCAUUUUUCAAAUAGUGAAAUCUAUGGGGAGAGCUUGACCUGGCAUGACGGUAAUAUGGACAAAUCCUUACAUUAUUCAAGUCAGUACAUUAUAUAAACCUGUGUUGCUUUAAUUCUGCAGGAUGAGCACUUACCAAAAGCCUAUGAAAUAAACCUUAUGGAGGAGUUAACUUUAAAAGGAAUAACCCAGGUAACUAAUAAUAUUAUUUCUUUACUAUUAAUAUAAUUUCUCUAUUAAUUAUUAAUAAAGAAAUUAUAUUAAUAAAAGUCACUGAAUUGACCUUAUUCACGAUACAUGCCAUCUUUGCAUGUGCCAGUGAUUUUUUUUACCUCUGCGUCUUGCGUCCCUGACUCGUAAAAAUCCUCCAAAAUGCAAAAUUAUUCAUGGCAUGCAUCCCAUAGGCGAAUAAAUUGAUUGAUCAAUCUGAAGAUGUUUUUUAGAACAUCCUGAGGCUGUUGUUAAGCUAUGCAUAUGUAUUUUUGGUGAUUUGAAUGGAAGGACUAUAAAAUAUUGCAGUAAAGUGUAAUAAAGAGUUUUGGAGUCUGUCUGCAGAUUAACUGUCUAGUUACAAGCAUUUUCAAUUUGAGACUCUCUAUUAAAGGGGCUAUGUCACCCAACACGCAUGCGCGAGCCAAUGAAAACAAACUUGAAAAAGUUGGUCCGUCUUUUUCAAGUUCUGUCGGAGAUUUUGGAAGGCUGUUUUUAUCUGUCUAAAUCUCAGCCAUCGUUCGAUAGUUAGCAAAGUUUUGUAUUAAGAAUCGUUCUAUGGUGAUUACAGAAUAAUUUUUUGGCGUUAUUUUGAAAUUGUUUGCCUGUGGAAUGUUUUUACGUGGAUUUAAUGUGUCCUCUUAUCAGCGGCCGUUGUAAUGGCAGAGUUAAUGACGGCUACUCCACAAUGAGUGAUGGAAUCUUUGAUGGAAUCUUCCCUAUAGUUCACAGAACCUUUCUACUGAGUUAUUUUAGAGGUUGCUGGCUCUUGGAUUUUUCUUGUGCUCAAAGUAUGUGGACAUAUAAUGAAGCGACUAUCGAGUUGGCGGCGGCCGUUUUUGGUAAACGAUUACAAGAGCAUCAGGCCAUGAGUUUCGAGACCAAACUAAACUCCUGGCGAAGGAAACAUUAUAAAAUUCGGCUAGAUUCCUUCUUGUAUUUAUCUGGAUUCACGGCAAAGAUAAACACGACCGUUUGCUCCUUUAGAUUGUUCUCAACGGACUUGGAGAGGCACCUUAGUACGAGUUAGAUCCUGUAAAUGCCAUGUUUUUGAACUGUUUGUGUUCGAGCAUAUUAAUUUUUGGAAAAUAGCAGAGUUUACUUUCCCUUUUUAUCAACGGACUGCUUAUAGUGGAGUAGUAUACCAAUGAUGCUUGGUUCUGUUUUUCUCGACGUCGCAGUGAUUCGGAACGAUCGAACAAUUUUGCGCGAUAAAUUUUGUAUGUUUCCCUAAGAUCAAAACAAAGACUUGAUGUCUCUUGUUCUAUCAGCAUCUAAAUUAUAAAAUCACUAGCGACAGACAAGUCUAAUUGUUAAUGAUUUGAAACAGUCUUGGUCUUUAUCUUUGGUCUAGCGUCUUUUGUAGCUCGUUUGUAAAAUACAACUUCGAUUUAUUUUGUUGAAUAAGACAAUAUGUUGUUGUUGAAUUUUUGUUUGCGCACCAUUUUAUGAAUGGCAUGCGUUUUUACUCCAAAACUACAAGUAAAAUUGUCGUCACAAUUUUAUUCUUGAUCUAGCAUAACCAGAGAAGAAACGUUUCGCUUGUUAACCUCGUCGGAGCCUUGAACGUGACAGAGAACAUGGAGAAAGUCACGCGUUAAAAACAAUAGAAUUUUGACAGUUGGAAGUAAUUUGCAUAACCUCAGAGUGCACAUGGAGAAAGUCACGUGUUAAAAACAAUAGAAUUUUGACAGUUGGAAGUAAUUUGCAUAACCUCAGAGCGCAUGCUCUCCAGCUGACAUAGCCCCUUUAAUUGAACCAGGACUCAAGGCCAGUUAUGAUGAUGUCAUUUUACUACUACAACCAGAAUCCUUCAGCUUUUGCUUUCUUGUGCAGGUUUAGGAUUCUGUUAUUUAAACCUCACUGGCCAUGGGAUUACCAAAUUUAAAUAUGAAAGAAGAAACAAAAUGAAUUCUGGUCUUGGUAGUUAAAAGACACCAUUGUGCAAAUGGCCUAUUAAAAUUGUGAUGCUGGUUUGUCAAGUGUACACGUUCAGAAGCUGUCCACAUUCUUCUUUACUCCUCUUGUUAUUUUCCGCUUCUAGUAUUAUGUAUUCCUUGAAGAGAGACAGAAAGUGCACUGCCUAAACACGUUGUUUUCCAAGGUAAUGCGUUUUGGUGCGUCCUUAGUGACCAUUUUUACAAGCUCCUGUGCAUUUAUUUCUUCAUUUUAUGGUUCAGAUUUAUGAAAUUCAUAUUAUUCAUUAUUAUUUUCAUCUUCAACUUUCCCAGGCAUAUUAUGAAUCAAUUUAAUGUAUAGCGCUGUAGCGGUGUUGCAGAGGUCAGGGAUUGAAUCCUGGCAAGACUGAAUUGUUUCAGGCUUUCUUUUCACAACUGCACAAGUUUUGAGGAUCUUCUUUACAUUUUUUUCCUGUUAUUUCAUUAACUAACAGUUCUAAUAACAUAUUUUGGUUUCAGCUGCAAGUGAAUCAGGCAAUAAUUUUUUGCAACUCAGUUCAACGUGUGGAGUUGCUGGCCAAGAAGAUCACUGACCUCGAUUACUCCUGCUUUUUCAUUCAUGCACGGAUGGACCAGAGUCAUCGAAAUAGGGUGUUCCAUGACUUCAGACGUGGAGCAACAAGAACCCUUGUAUCCUCAGGUUGGCCAAUACUUCAGUGUUCACCUAAUAAUGACCAAAUUUACAUUUUAUUUACUGAAUCAGGGGUUUCAAUAAGGUUAUACAUAGGUGGCAAAAGCUUUGGAGUAGACGGUUAACGAAAAAGGCGCGAGUUGCUAGGGGGUCUGGGGGCAUCCCCCCUGGAAAAAUUUUGAAAUCUAGGCCUCCUAAAAUGCAUUUCCAGCAUUUUGGAUCAAAAAUUAGACUGUUUGAACAGAACACGGACAUAAUUAAAUUUUGGCUUUUUUAUUUGGUGACAUCAAAUGAAUGCUGUAUUUAAACUGGGGUAGUUUCCAAAGAAUAGCAGGCGGCGAGUUCAUGUGAAACAGCCGGCAAAUGUCACCGGUCGCCAGUUCUUUUUUAAAACUGUGCUGAAUAGACUAUAUUCACGAUACCCGCCAUCUUUGCACAUGGUUAAGGACUGAUGGGAUAAAAACAAUGUUAAGUGGUUUCUGAGGUUGUGAACUAUUACUAUUAAAUCAUUGUCAUGUUAUGACUGUAAGAACAAACAAACUCCUCCACAAUAAUUACUCGUAUGGGCAAAUUUUAUCACUUGUUUGCACCCUGAAAUACCAUCUGACACUGCUUUUAUCCCACUGAUACUAAAGUGUGUGCAAAGUUGGUGGGUAUCCUGAUUCAUGAAUAACUUAGGAUUAAAAAUUGUUUCAGUGAAAAUGGUUUGUUAUUGCAUUUUCAUGUUACUUUCUUCCAAAGCUUGGAUUACUUUAAGUGGAAAAGAUUUGAUUAUAGCUCACUGUGUUUAACUAUUUGCUUUUCAUUUCUUCAGAUUUAUUCACCCGUGGAAUUGAUGUCCAGUCUGUCAAUGUUGUGAUCAACUUUGACUUUCCCAAAAAUUCUGAGACCUAUCUGCAUCGUAUUGGUCGCUCAGGCCGAUUUGGACAUCUUGGUCUUGCUAUAAAUCUUAUCACUAACGAUGAUAAAUAUGACUUAUACAAAAUCGAGACAGAACUGAAAACAGAGAUAAAGCCAUUCCCUCAAGUUGUGGACAAAAAACUCUAUGUGGCAGAGUUUCAGCAACAACCGGAGGAUGAAGACUAAGUGCAGAUGAAUUCUGGUAGGAAAACUUAUAACAGGCAUUCAAGAUCAUGGUCUUUUGAAGUAUUAAUUUUGUAACGAAUGGAGUCAAGAUGUUAUAGUGUUAUUGAAGAGUUAGAGUAAGAUGAAAAGUUUGGAACAAAGUUGACAAAUGUCAGGUGAGAUAGUCAUUGUACUUUUGAAUACACUGGGGCUAUAAUGGCUACGAAUAAGAAUAUUCCUUACUUGGCAUAAAAGUUGUAAAGCAAAUUCAUGGCAUUCUCUUUUGUUUGUGAUAGUGCUAAAAGCACUUUGUUUCUUUUUUGUUUAUCUAUUCUUGUUCUAUUUAAUGAGUGGAAGUACUAGUAUGGGUUGUUCAAAAACAGCCUGAGUGCAAUUGAAAAUUGCAUAAAUUAAUAAUCAUUGUGUUGUGGUUUGUUGUUUGUUUGGUUGGUUUUAUUUGUUUGAGUUUCUGUCAUAAUCUGAAACAAAGCAUAAUGAAAAUAAGGCACUUUUGAAUUAGAAACCCUUCAAAAAAUCAAACCACAACACCUACCUUAGUGAAAAGAAUUUGCUUUACCAAUAAUGAUAUUGGCUGUCCCUACUUGCUUCAUAUUAUAUUCUUCUUGCCUGUACUUUACUUAUAUUCUCCUACCAGAGUUGCAGAGGCACACAAGGAAGCUUCAUAGAAGCAAAUUGACCUUGACACAAAUAUUAAGUAUUUAAACCUUUCUGAUAUUCAGGAAGACAAUCGUGUAGUUUGUGUUUGUGAUGUACGUGUAAGAGGAAGCUUGCCACUGUCACCUUCUCAUAACAUUGUUUACAAUGAUCACCAGUUUUGUAUUAUUCAUUCUGCUCUGCCAAAUUUUUAUAGUUAUUUUUGCUUUAAUUGUUAGUGACAUAGAGCUAUCUGAAUUGAUUCUUGUUGUUGGUCAGAUUGUUUUCAAAGCAAAGUGAGACUACAGUGUAACAUGACGUUAGUGAAUGUUAGCCCUUUCAUCCCUUGAGUGAAAAAAUGGAUUCUUGAAAGGUGGUUGCAACUUUUGAGUCUGUAGACAAAAUCUUAUGGUGUGAUCUUUGAGAGCACCUAAACAUGUUAUCAAUAUUUUGUUUUUCCAUUACCCUUGGUACUGGGAGGUUUUUUUCUUUUGUAUGUGUUGGGAUGCUUCAGUGUUAGCCAACAGAUCUUUGGCCAAAGCUACAAGCAGCCAAAUGGUCGUUAUAAAGACCUAAUAGAAACCGGAAACUUCAUGAAAACUCCUCCGGCACUCAGGGUAUUUUUUCAUUGUGUUACAGAGUGAACUUUAAAUUUUUUUGGAAUUGUGGCUUUGUCCACUUCAGGGAUAGGAGCCUUCCAUUAGUUACAAAAUGUUUCACUUCCAUCACUGUUGUUUUCAUCAUUUUGGAUUGCAUGUUCUUCAUCUAUGAAUAGUAUUACAUUCCAUUACAAAAUUAAUGAGUGAAUCAUAGCUGUGAGGGAAGAUUCGGUUUAAUCUGUUCUGCUUAAGUGAGGGUGACAGUGAAAAGCCAGUAGGAUUAACAUUUGAUUGUAGCCUGUAACUAAGAACUGUCGUGAGUAACAGAUGAGCUCCAAGCUUGUAGGAAAGGUUGUAGUGUGGUAAAUUUAACUCGUGCUUCGGAAACUACUCUCUUAUUUUAGCAGCUGAGAAAAGGCUAGAUAGACAGUUUUUGAUAUUUGCAGUGGUAGAAAAGGUCCAACGUUGGUGAAUUUAGGGCCUAUAGCAAGCAUGCUUUAGGGUUUAGAAAAAAAAAGUUACUGAGCUGUGAAUGUGGCACAUUUUAAGUUGAGCAGAGUGCUGACAUUUUAUGACAGGUGUUUUACUGGUUCUCAUAUUUCGCUGUUAAAGUAUUUGAGGAACAGAAGGAACAUGAUAUGAGAAAUAAUAUUGUAAAAGGGCUAGUGAACAUGCCCAUGAGAAAAAAAUGCCCGCAGUUUUAAAUGAAGACUAGUUUAAAGCAAUCGUCAUGAAUUGUAAGGUUGUUAGAGAAACAGAGUGAGCUUCAAGCUAUAGUAAAUCCUGGGCAUUCUCUGAUUUUCCCUGAACUUUUAAAAAUUAAGAUGGUUAGGAUUGAUCUGAGACUCGCUUUAGUAGUGUGAAUUCAUCUAAGGACCUUAAUGCAAAGCUCAGUGUUUUUUGGAAAGGAUUCAAAGAAAGCAGUGUGUUGAAGUUUGGAGCUUUUCGUUGUUACAUGUAUGUUCAUGUGUAUUGUGUGAUUAUUUAUUUGUUAUAAACUUGUACAUAUGUAUAUAAUACAAAUUAUAACUGAGUUCAGGAUUUAUUUUCCGAGGGACUUUGGUGUGGAAGGAUUGUCAAGCAUUUUGCUUGAGAUGAAAAGUUAAGAAUGCUUUUUUUUUUGCAAAGAUAGAUCAACAACACCCCCAAAAAAGAAAUUGUUACAUGGUUUUGCUCUCUCCAAGCAUUCAGUAACUUUUUGCCUUUUUGUGGGUAAGAACAAUUAUUUUGAAUUUGUAUUUCUCUACUAAACACUUGGUAGUUGAAUUUCCAUUCUUUCAUCUUCAGUAAUACAAGAUUAAUUAAUCUUAAAAAUUAUUGUCAGUGCUAAGUCAAAGUCUAUAGUUCACUAUUACUGGUAGUACUUAAAAGAGUGUCCAGAAACCAGUCUUGUUGGCUGGUAUGCUGUUGUAGCACUAAUGACUAAGAUUCAAAAUAACAACUAGACUUGAUUACUGCCCUUCAUUUAAGGUGUGGCACUGGGUGGGACCUGGGAGAGCAUGGGUACAUUCCCCCAGAGCCAGCGAGUAAUCAAGCCUAGAUAAUGCAGAUGGAAGGCUGAAAAUAUCUUCCUUGGUGUUCUCAGCUUGAAGGUGAAGUUAGUAACAUGCCGCUUUCUGUUGUUACUUGCCUACAAUAUUUCAGACAGACUUGUUCUCAAGUUGAAAAAAUAAUUAUUUACUUACAAAUUCAAGUGAUUGUAGGAUAUAGCAUAAACUUUAUUUUUCUAUCAACAACUUGGCUAGACCGUGUAAAAUGAGAUUUUACACAAUUUAUUUAGAUCCUAAGUCUGGCAAAUUUAAUGGAACAAGCUAUUGUACUGCUUUUGUGUUUUAUCUCACAGAAUGACACAACAUUUUUGUCCCCAGAGUCCAAGAGGGAGUCUAUCCAACCAUCAUAGUGAUGACAGCAAAAACGUCUCUCUCUCUCUCUCUUUUAAAAUUUUAAUGUUCUCUGACACUGCAGCUUGGUUAUUCUCAGGUUGUUAAAAUGUCGGUCAGUUUUCCUUGAAUUGAAUUGCUAGGGACCACUGAAGGAGAAAUUCGUGUUGUCGUUGCAAGGGAAUAGCAAAGAAUUGGCCGAAAAAGUGUGUUGCACUUGGAGAAUUGCUGUUUUUUUUUUUAGAGUUAGGCUAAUUAAAUCCAUUUGUUUUCUAACAUUUCAUUGUUGUCAUCACUGUAGUGUGUCUAGGCUUCCUUCUGCUGCAAGUAGUGGGCAAAAAGAAAAGUUAAAAGCUAACUGGCUUUGGGGGCCAGUUCCAUGACAAAAUUAGUUAAUUUUUUUGGAGAAACUUCUGUAAUAUCUAAACAAAACAGAAGAUAGUAAUUUAACUGCUCUGAAUUAGUCUUGUUCCUUCCAAAUGGGAAGUUUUCCCACGGGCCAUUUAAAAAGCUUAUGGCUAUCAACAAGUACAGGAGUAAAAAACCAAGGGAGAUCAAUCUGUCCAUAAACAUUUCUGAAGAAUAUCUUUAAGGUAGGUUAGUCAAGUACACUUUAGGAGUCAAAUAACUUUUCUUGUAAUCCAAAGCUCUGAUUUACCAUUAUCUUUGAAAUUAAUGUUUCACGAAACCUCCCUGUCUUUAUCAGUUUUUUGGGUGAGACAGUUUGAAAUCAUUUCAUGUCUUUUGUAAGUGUUCAUAGUGCUGCAGACCGAUUUCUUUUGUAGGAGAAUUAUUUAUUUUAUUCUCUUUUUCAUCCUCAAUGCUUCUGUAAAGAGAAUUGUUGAGAGCGUAAGAUCCCCUUGACGACUGAACUUGUAUGUUCUGGAAAGAUUUCUAGAACCUUAUCAGCUCAGAGAUAUCCAAGGUGCAGGCAGAGAAAAGCUCUGAGCAUUCCAUCAUCAAUGUCUCUGCCUCAAUUUUAGUUUUGCGGAAGAUCUCGUUAAAAAAAAAAAAAACAGGAGAGAUCUGCAGUCACUCUAGUGAUAAAUUAAGAUCUGCAUGGCAACUUAUUCUAUAUGCCAAGUCUGCUUCACAGAUAUGGCUCUUAGAUGUCUGGGUAAUGUUGAUUGUCCAUUCAUAUUACUCAUUACUCAUCUGCCAUUUGUGUACUUUCAAGGUACAGUCAAUUCUUCAUAAGAAACAUCUUUUAGUUCAUAACUUAUGAAGAGACGUAACACAGUAAAAUUAAUGUGUUCGCCAAAUCUUUUUAGUUUGUUUAGCUUCUCGCAAAUGUAUUAACACAGUUGCCAGCAUUUUAAACUGACUUAGUUUUAUGUUAGUUUCUGUUGUGUAAACUUAACCAAUUUCUUUGUUUGUUCUUUUGUAUUUGUUUUUUCGCUAGUUAGGCUUUCUGCAAAUAACAAUGUUGGUAAUUUUCCAGGUGGCAACUAUCAAAUCUUGUAGACCCACUCUAAAUAAGGUUUGAUCACUAAGUUUUUUUUAUAUUACCAUGAUCUGUGCAGGGUUUCAAGAUUGAUAAAGUUAUUGGUCUCUCACUCUAUCAUCAAAUCAUGUGCGUAGUUUGUUCAUAUAACUUUUCUUUACAUGUUUUGUUAAAAAAAAUUAAUUGUAUGUUCAAUUUUCUGUUGUAAUGAUUAUCAUUAUUGCUGUUGUUAUUAGUUAUUUCCUGUUGUAGCUGUAACUUCUUCGGAGUGGAGUUUCACUUCUCUGCUCAGUUACUCACAAGGCAAUGUGGCUACCCCAUCUUCUAACCAGAAAAAUACAGAACUUAAGAUUCAAAGUUCUAAGAGGACAAGAUUUUCUAAAUACUAAGUAGUACACACACCUGAGCCAGUGUCAUUUUGGUGGGAAAAUGCAAUAGCCAUUAUCAUUAUACUACAGGUUUUGCAAAAGUUACGGAGUGACAAAAACGAGGCAUCAAAAAUUAAUGUUAAAAGUAAAUCAUUUUUUUUUAUGGGGUGAGCCAAUUUUUCUAGUGAAAAAAAAAGUAAAAGAAAGCUUUUCAAGGUGUCUUGUCAAAUCUCUUAGUCGUCCUUGUCCUUGAAUCUAAAGGACUCUGAUGAAUUCUUGGAGGGUUGACUAUAAAUCAGAAUGAUAUGUUAUAGAAAAGUGAUAUUGCCUCUAUUAAUAGUAAGAAUUUGUUGUAUUGUUCAGUGAGCGGUAGCUUGAAAGACCUUAAAAGUAAUCUUUCUCCCAGAUUUGCUUUUGCCAUACAAAGAACACUCUCUUUGACUUGAACUUGGCCUUUUUGACAAUUUAUUAUUCAACACACUUAUGAUUCCCAGGUCUUCAGAUUUGGUGGAAAGAUUACUUAAAAGUUUGGUAAAAAAUACAAAAAAAUAGAAAAUGAAAUUUUACACUUUGCAGUUGCAGUUUGCUUUCUGGAGAAAUCAAACUGUCAACACAAUUUAGCCCCAUUAUUAACUCUAGAAGAUAGACUGAUAUAUAACUAGGGAGAAGAAGUAAUUUUAACUCGGUAACCUCCAUCUGAACUCUUUUUCCCUGAAAACAAUGAAAGCGCACAAGGGUUAGUACAUCUUAAGAGUAAAAUUGGGACUUGAUGUAAUUUCCAUAUGAGUGUGGGGCUAAACGAUAUGAUGACUUUAUUCAAAGGGCAUGCAAAGAGACCGUUAUAAGAGUAGUCAAUUGAGUAAAAGAUUUAUUAUGAUAUCUAAUAAUGAAUUUUUUUUCAGUGAUUUUGCUUUCUUAACUUCUUAAUUAACAAAAGCUGAAAUUUGAUGAUUUAUGUGUUUUAUUACUACUUUUACAGGGGUAUAGUUUUAAGCCCAACCUGACAAUGACGAGAAUCAAAUUUCUACUUCUAUUGCCAAUUCCAAGAAGUCUAAUAGAUCAUAGAAAAUUGAGGCUAAGUUAUCCCUUCAAGUCCAAGAGUACCAACAUCAAUUUUCUUGUAACGAUAUCAGUAUAUAAUCAAAAGAAGAGGUUAUGAGAAACCGUAAAAUGAUCAGGAAAGGAAACUCCUUUAAUCUUUUUUCAAAUUCUCUGAACUAAUUUUUUAAGGAAAUGUAUGAAAAUUGUAUGUUGAUAUUGGGGCUUGAAGGGGUUAAAUUACAUGGAAGCACUGGGGAACAAAUUUUAUCUUUGAGUGUUAAAAAUUAUGGGGUUUUGAGCCUCAGAUCUGUACGAGUGUUUACGUAGGGGAGCUGUAAAUCCCAUACAGCUCCAAUGCACAUUUUCUA